Messenger RNA from Cloeon dipterum, 2725 nucleotides. RefSeq names its product baculoviral IAP repeat-containing protein 7-B-like. Gene Ontology annotation, biological process: regulation of cell cycle; positive regulation of protein ubiquitination; negative regulation of apoptotic process. Gene Ontology annotation, cellular component: nucleus; cytoplasm. Lineage: Eukaryota; Metazoa; Arthropoda; Insecta; Ephemeroptera; Baetidae. Gene Ontology annotation, molecular function: ubiquitin protein ligase activity; cysteine-type endopeptidase inhibitor activity involved in apoptotic process. The coding region runs from base 55 to 1728 and encodes 557 amino acids. The transcript is spliced from 7 exons. The record is from RefSeq and is a predicted model, not a curated record.
GUUCAGUCCAGUCGCUCAGUCAGGAAUAAACUGCGACUCGUCGACAGACGAAAAAUGUCAGAUGAAGACUCCCCUUCGGAAUCGACCUCGGACGCUCAAGUGUCCACCCCUGGGCCGUCGUCAGGGUGCAAGAAGGGACCCGAAAUGAACUACGAAAAGCGUCGGCUCGAGACAUUCCAAUCGUGGCCCCCGAACGCGGCCGUGGACUGCGGAAAGAUCGCCAAGGCUGGCUUCUACUACACGGGCAACGAGCUCGAGGUGCAGUGUUUCAGCUGCAACAGGACUCUUUCCAACUGGGAAUACAAUGACCAGGUGAUGGUGAAGCACAGAGCCCUGAAUCCGGAGUGUCCCUUUGUGAUAAAUCCAUUGGAGUGUGGGAACGUUCCGAUUCUGCGGCGGGAGUCUUCAGCAGGGUUUUCGCAGGCCCAGGUGGACUAUCGAAUCGAGUCCGAGAGGCUCGCGUCCUACCGAGGGUGGUCGUCGCCGCACGUCACGCCUGAGGCGCUCGCCAGAAACGGACUGUACUACCUCAGAGAAGGAGAUAAGGUGGCUUGUGCCUUUUGCUCGGUACAGAUUUACAACUGGAAAGCGGGUGACGAUCCAAUUCGGGAGCACCGGGGAUUCAGUCCAAAUUGUCCACUGUUGAUGGGCUACAUGGUUGGCAACGUUCCUCUUGACGAAACGGGCAGUGGUGUCCUGAUUGACCACGGCGAGGACGACGACAAUUACGAAAUCGUAUCUACCUCCUCUGACGAUGACGACGACGAAGAAGGCGGAGACGUGUACGGCAUUAGAAACCCACCAGGCCAACUGAUCAUCCACCCUUUUUCAGGUCCUGAUGAGUUGUCGCCUGUAAACAUGGACAAUGUUGAGCUCUCCAACAAUCCGAGGUUUGGCGCUGUGGCCCACCGGCCGCCCAUCCACCCGAACUACCAGACCGUGCAAGCGAGGCUGGCUUCGUUCUCUGGCUGGCCCAGGGCGACGCCCACGCCAGAUGCCUUGGCAGCUGCAGGAUUCUUUUACCAAGCGAAUUCUGAUUCAGGCAUGAACGAUCACGCGAGCUGCUUCCACUGCAACGGCGGCCUGCACAACUGGGACCCGAUGGACGACCCGUGGAUGGAGCACGCCCGCUGGUUCUCGCUGUGCCCCUACAUUAACAUCACCAAGGGGCAGGACUACGUGAAGGAGAUGGUGCGCAACAAGCCUCCGAUUAUAUCCGUCGCCGAACUAAACCUCCAGCCACCACCACCUCCUGCCAACGGUGGCGUACAGCCAGAAAACCAGCCUGAGGAGUCGAGGAAUAACGUUGCGGAGGAGGAGCAGGAGGAGGAACAGGAGAACGGACAAGCUGAGAGGGAGAACGAGGAGGUGGUUGGAGCCGCCGCCACUGCCGCGGCCCUAGAGGAAGAAGGCGUGCGCGCGAAUGACGAAGACACUGAGACUGAAGCCAAAAAUGCUGAAAACUGCGAGGCGAGCCACAGAGACAGAGACAAAGAAGAAACGCGCGAACCGCCUACGAAGGACGAAGAAGAACCGAAGGAAACAGAAGUGGACAAGUCGACCACGAACGAAGCCCACUUGUGCAAAGUGUGCCUGGAUGAAGAUGUCGGUGUGGUUUUCCUGCCGUGCGGACACCUGGUCACUUGCGUUCAGUGCGCUCCGAAUCUGAGCCUCUGUCCGGUCUGCCGGAAGGAAAUCAAAGCCUCUGUUAGAACUUACUUCUCGUAAAGCCUCUGUCAGAAGGGUUCCGAAUUUUCCCCUCCCGAAUUUUCCCCACUUGGUUUUUCUCGGUUUUAACCAGGCCAAAAAAGCCAAAUAAAAUUUUACCCAAGGCUCCCAUAUUUUCAGUAUCAAAAAUAUAAAAAUUGUGUUUUUUAGCCGUUUUUAACGCUAAUAAAGGUUCUGAAGUUUUGCGCGUUGCAAAAUUGGCCAGCCCUGGGGUAUGGGGAGUAAAUUUCUUCGUUUCUUAAAAAAUGCAGUGAAAAGAAAAUCUGAAAAACCCAUAUUACCCCCAAUAAAAAUGUAAAAUGUAAAAAACCCGGGUUUUUCGGAACCCUGUCUGUCAGAAAAAUCCAAAGAAUGUCGACUGAAUUUUUGAGUUUGCUACACUGUUUAGUUUUAAAUGUACGAGUCAAUUACAUCAUUCCUUUCAUUUUGUAUUCUUUUUUCCACUUUAGCGUCUUUUUAAGUGCUCAAGCCAUACCUCAUUUAAUCCAGGUCUAAGCACAAUAUUUAUUAUUUCUUAUCUUUGCGUGAAUUACUAAUUACAGUGUGAUAAUGGAUGAGAUUAGGUGAAGAAUAUACAUAGGUUGAAUGCCGUAAUAAUUUAAAUUAUUCUGGGUUAAUCUAGUCACGGAUCUCGCUACAAUUGCAUUGAACCUGAGUUAAUACAAAGCAGGCUAGUGGCCUCAUUAUCAUUCGAAUGCAGUGCCAAAAUAUUAUUGUAUCUGCAUUCUGCCUUAAUUUUGCAUAUAUAAAUUGAAAAAGGACGAACAGUUCUUGGGUUUGCUUAAUUUUUACCGUCAGAAACGAGAGGGAUUUAGAUAUUUAGAUCCUAGAAUUUGUGUAGCUUCAAGAAAGUGUUUAAAUAAUGCUUUUUGUGUAUUUAAUUUUAAAUUAGUUUUACAAAAACCCUUCUGGAUGCAACUUUUAAAAUUAAUAUUUAUAUUGCUUGAAUUGCUUGUAAGGAAUCAAGCGGAAAUAAACUUUUCAUUAAUACUGCAUA